AUGAUUGGAAAAUGGUCGGAAUGUACGGUAUCAUGUGGUGGUGGAUAUCAAACAAGAACGUUAUAUUGUGUUGAAAGUUUCAACGAUACAAACGGUAACGUUGUGGAAAAUCGGAAAGUUGACGAACAAUAUUGCUGGCAAACUCAUCGACCGGCAACAAGCAGAAAAUGUGGUAGGAAAAGUUGUCCAAAAUGGGAGAAAGGUGACUGGACUUCGUGUUCCGUUACAUGUGGUGAAGGUUUCCGCAUAAGACAGGUGGAAUGUCAACAAGAAGGUGAGCGAAUCGAUGAUUACGCAUGCAAAAAUAGUGAUCGACCCGAUGAUGAACAACCGUGUUAUACGGGUGUCACUUGCAAAACUAAAUUUCACAAUUGUUAG
This is a messenger RNA of Cercopithifilaria johnstoni, 378 nucleotides long. The record is from the annotation of a GenBank genome assembly. Lineage: Eukaryota; Metazoa; Nematoda; Chromadorea; Rhabditida; Onchocercidae.